Hemibagrus wyckioides is the source of this 3556-nucleotide messenger RNA. RefSeq names its product C-type lectin domain family 6 member A-like. The record is from RefSeq and is a predicted model, not a curated record. Lineage: Eukaryota; Metazoa; Chordata; Actinopteri; Siluriformes; Bagridae. The transcript has 10 exons. The coding region runs from base 903 to 1853 and encodes 316 amino acids.
AGAGAGAGAGAGAGAGAAUCGUGCCUCUGACACUUUGCCCCAUGCUUGUUAAUUCAGUCGAGGCUGUUGCAGCGGUCACUGCAGUAAAAGAAGCACAACAAAUGCACAGUGGAUUAGCCUUACCCACACUGUUUCAUAUUUUCAGUAAAAUUAUGAGGUGAUCAAAACUCUAUAAAGUGAUCUUUAUUUAUUUUAACAUCUGCAAUGUAAUUUAUUCCCCAGUUUAUGUCUUUUUCUAUUGUCGACUAAGAUCUGGAAACAGAGCACAGUGUCUUCUACCCUGAAGACUUUCCUAUAAGAGUACACUUAUUUAUUCUUUAUUCAAAGUGGAUUGGAGAUGCUGUCAUUCUAAAAUAAAAAAAAAUAAUUUCUGUACAUAAUUUAUUACAAAUGCAGUUUUUUAUUUCUCUGUAAAUGAAUUUAACCCUGACUAUUCUUCUUCAACAGAUCACAAUAAAGUGGCCUCAUAUGAGAUAUUAAGUGAGCAGAAUGCUAAUGUCACUGCAACACUGAUGACCAGAGAACACAAAGCCAAGGGUUAAGUGGUUUCAAGAGCUUCCUGUUUCCUUUAAUAGUUUGUGGUGGCUGUUCUGUACAUGUGAAUUAAAAAACACCAUUUUUGAGUUUUGUGCUUCUUAUUUUUGUAACUAUCACUCUAUAUUUUCUGGUUUAUUAUCAUCAUCUACAAACCAUUUUAUAGAUUAUUAUUAUACAGCCAUAGACAAAACUGUAUGAAGAACUGAAGGUGGAGCAUCAGCAAGUUCAGGAAGAAGAAAAUAACACAAAUGACUUCUGCUUGCUAGUGUGAACUGAGGGUGAGACCUAGCGUCUUAAAUUAAUGUCAUACUAGCAAGCAGAAGUCACUCAUUUCAUGUGUUGUAAAGCAAUAGAGAGGUUUGGAAAUGCAAGCCAUCUAUGAAGAUGUGAGUUUUGAACUGGACAAAAUGGACAGUAGGGAAAACUAUCAUUGUUCAACAGAAACAGAGGAUGAUGUUUAUGUGAAUACGGAAGACUGCAGCCCAAAGCUGAAAAUGUCCACAGGACCACAAGCAGUGGAUGAUGUCUAUGUGAACAGACAGCAGCUGCAUCCAAAGACCAAAACAUGCACAGCUUCAUCUGGUUGCAAAGUGGUCAUAUUUGUUCUUGGUCUUCUACUGCUUGGAGCUUUAGCAUCACUCUGUGCUGUAGGGAUCUUGUAUCACAGUAAAGUUGUUUCUACUGAGAUAUUAAGGGAGAGACAUGACAAUGCUACAUCCGAACUGAUGGUGCUAAAAGACAAUGCCACUGAGACAGAAAGAUUGUAUGAAGAACUGAAGGUGAAGCAUCAUGAGUUUGUCUCUACAUACAGUAAGACAGAACAACUGAAAGAAAUGCUGAAGGCGAAAUAUCAGCAAGUUCAUGAAUGUCUCUCUGCGUGCAGUGCAAAACAAACCUGUACACUUUGUGAGGAAGGAUGGAAGACUCUUGGUUUAAAGUGUUACUACUUCUCCACUGAUAAACUGAACUGGAAACAGAGUAAAGAUUACUGUGUGGAGAAAGGAGGCCACCUGGUCAUUAUAACCAGCCAACCUGAACAGGAUUUUGUAGUUUCACAAAUCAGAGAAACACACUGGAUUGGUUUGAAUGACUUGGAGACUGAGGGGCAGUGGAUGUGGGUGAACAACAAGACCUUAAAGGAGACGGGUGUAACGUUCUGGUACAGCGCUCCAGAGGGACCAAAUGAGCCUGAUAACUGGAAAAUUCAGGACCCUUCUGGAGAGAACUGUGCUGCUCUGGGGGAUGAAAAUGGUAACAUAAAUAAAUGGUUUGAUGCGUCUUGUCGUACGAUAAAAAAGUGCAUCUGUGAAAAGUAAAAGAUUUCUUUUUUCACUUCUGCCUGCAAAUGCUUGUCUUUCAGAACAGAGGACAAUUCUUGGUUGUUGUCUAUGAAUAUUUGCUAUUAUAAAACAGCUGUAGUCAAGUUUACCUAUACUUUAUUAUAGUACACAAUUUAUAUACAAGGUAAUCUUUUACAAAAUCCAUUUUCACUUUUCAGCCACAUUGUAAAAUGUUCUUGUAUUUUUUUUUUAGCUUGUCUAAACCACCUGAUCAUUAGAAGAUAGUGUGAGAGAUCAUGUUUAUAGCUUUUCUCCUGCUGCUUGUGGAAAUCUGUAAAAUUGUAUUGGAAGGAUGAAGUGUUUCCAGUUUAUGUUAGCUGAAACUAGUUUAGUUUAUUUUUUAGUUUAUUUAUUUAUUUAUAAAGCGCAUUUAAAAACAACAGGAGUUGCAACCAAAGUGCUGUACAACAAAUAUAAAAACAUACCCAAUCAAGACAAACAAGGGGACAGUUAAAAUAAAAUUUUACACUCUCAAACCUAAUUAAAACAUACAGAAGGUUUUCAAAGCAGAUCUGAACAAAGAAAUAGAAGGGGAAGAUCUUAGGUGGAGGGGAAGACUGUUCCAAAGCUGCCACAGCAAAAGCCCGGUCGCGUUUAGUUUUAAAAUGUGAACGAGGAACUGAUAGAAUAAAUUGACUAGACGACCGAAGAGAUCUAGAGGUGGAAAGCGGAAUGAGGAGAUUACAAAUAUACUGGGGAGCACAACCAUGUAAAGCUUUCAAGACAAAGAGAAAAAUCUUAAAAUCAACACAGAACUUAACUGGGAGCCAGUGUAGAGAGGCGAGUACUGGGGUAAUGUGCUCACGUUUUCUGUAAAUUAUGUUUCUGAAAAAUAUAACCAAGUGGAAGCAUAUAUAAGGAGAAAAUAAGAGGACCAAGAAUAGAGCCCUGCGGAACACCAUAGGAAAUUUAAGCCCGAGAUGAGAAACAAUUCGCCAAAUUCACAGAAAAAGACCUGUCUUUAAGGUAGGAAGCAAACAAAUACAGCACAGAUCCCUGAAAACCAGCUACUUGAUCAAGUCUUUGAAGAAGGAUGUCAUGAUCACUUGUAUCAAAUGCUGCACUUAAAUCAAGCACGAUUAAAAUACAGCAAGAACCAGCGUCAAGGGAAUGUAAAAUAUCAUCAGUAACCUUCAACAGGGCAGAUUCAGUACUAUGAAAUUCUCUAAACCCAGACUGAAAUGUGUCAAAAAGUUACUCAAGUAAGAUCUGAGAAUAAACAGCCUUUUCCAAAACUUUUGGGAUGAAAGAUCAUUUAGAUAUGGGUCUAUAGUUAUUCAGAUCAUGCUGAUCAAGAUGAUGCUUUUUUAACAGUGGUUGGAUUAUAGCAUGUUUAAACAAAACUGUUACAAUUCCAUUUGUUAAGGAGCUAUUGAUAAUAGCAGUAACAACUGGACUUAAGGCUGGAAAAAACCUUCAGGGCAGAACAUCAGUGAUAAAUUGAGGGCUUCAUACUAAGAACAAUAUCAUAGAGCUGCAAAGGUGACACAGGUUGGAAAAGAGAUAGGGAGCUCCGAUGAAAAGCCAUUACUAGAUGUAACAUUAAGUUGCUUUGAAUAAACAAUUUACAAACGAAUAAAAGUGUACAUUUCUGGGGGAAAACAGCUUUGUUAUGUGUGUAAGGUCAUUAUUUGACAUUUCCAUCAUCUGCUCCUCAUCAAAACUGUAAAUCAAUUCAG